UCCUGGAGGGCGACUCCAUGGAUCAGGAUGUUGAGAGCCCUGUGGCCAUUCACCAGCCAAAGUUGCCUAAGCAGGCCAGGGACGACCUGCCAAGACACAUCAGCCGAGACCGGACCAAAAGGAAAAUCCAGAGGUACGUGCGGAAAGAUGGGAAGUGCAACGUCCAUCAUGGCAACGUGAGGGAGACCUACCGAUACCUGACUGAUAUCUUCACCACCUUAGUAGACCUCAAGUGGAGAUUCAACUUGUUGAUAUUCGUCAUGGUUUACACAGUGACGUGGCUCUUUUUUGGGAUGAUCUGGUGGCUAAUCGCAUACAUCCGAGGAGACAUGGACCACAUAGAGGACCCCUCAUGGACUCCCUGCGUCACCAACCUCAAUGGGUUCGUCUCUGCUUUUUUAUUCUCAAUAGAGACAGAAACCACCAUUGGUUAUGGCUACCGGGUCAUCACGGACAAGUGCCCAGAGGGAAUUAUUCUCCUCUUAAUCCAGUCUGUGUUGGGGUCCAUUGUCAACGCAUUCAUGGUAGGAUGCAUGUUUGUAAAAAUAUCGCAACCCAAGAAGAGGGCAGAGACCCUGGUUUUUUCUACCCACGCAGUGAUCUCCAUGCGAGAUGGGAAACUGUGCCUGAUGUUCCGAGUAGGGGAUCUUAGGAAUUCCCACAUUGUGGAAGCUUCCAUAAGAGCCAAGUUGAUCAAAUCCAAACAGACUUCGGAGGGGGAGUUCAUCCCCUUGAACCAGACAGAUAUCAAUGUAGGCUAUUACACCGGGGAUGACCGUCUGUUUCUGGUGUCACCACUCAUCAUCAGCCACGAAAUUAACCAACAGAGUCCUUUCUGGGAGAUCUCCAAAGCCCAGCUGCCCAAAGAGGAACUGGAAAUUGUGGUCAUCCUAGAAGGAAUGGUGGAAGCUACAGGUAAGGCAUGCUCCAUCCUGGGAUAUCUGUGGGAUCAAUGCUCAUUUUAA
This is a messenger RNA of Ceratotherium simum simum (southern white rhinoceros), 965 nucleotides long. It is a transcript of the gene KCNJ6, whose product is annotated as potassium inwardly rectifying channel subfamily J member 6. Gene Ontology annotation, cellular component: plasma membrane. Gene Ontology annotation, biological process: regulation of monoatomic ion transmembrane transport; potassium ion import across plasma membrane. The record is from RefSeq and is a predicted model, not a curated record. Lineage: Eukaryota; Metazoa; Chordata; Mammalia; Perissodactyla; Rhinocerotidae. Gene Ontology annotation, molecular function: G-protein activated inward rectifier potassium channel activity.